AUGGAUAAUCAAUCAUACUCAUAUGAAUACACAAAAGAAGAGUUAAAGGGAUAUGAUUCAACAAGAUUACAACAAAUUUGUAGUGAUAGAAAGAUAGGAGGAGGAAGCUUAUCAAAAAAAAAGAAGGAAUCAAUCCUUUUAAUAUUAAACAAUCAAGAACAAAGAAAGAAUCAAGCUUUAUUGGAAGCACCAACCAAACAAUAUUAUGUUGGUACUGUCAAUUAUGCACUACCAGUACAGCUCAUCAUCAAGAUAUUUAGAUUUACUUGGGAUGAGUUAUUAGAUAGUCGACAAGAAGUUGAUUUGUCGUUACCAUUGAUCACUGAUAGACAGACCAGAUAUCGAAUGGCACUCUACUUGGCAUCGGUCAACAAACAACUAUUCAAUGUUGUAUCAACCUUUGGAUCAUCUCUUCAACUCUCCUAUUGUGACUUGGACCACAUGACACUGGUAUCUUGGAACGCUCUCAAACGACCUACAUCAGUUACAAUGAUACAUUACAACUUUGAUCGAAUCUUUUCAACCAAGUAUCCAAGUGUCCAAGAAACAGAGAUAUUAUCGGGUGUCACCAAACUAUCUGUAUUCUAUGGGAGCUUUGGCAUUAGCAAACAGUCACUCGUUCAAAUGAGCAACAUGUUGCAAGGAUUGGUUAGUUUUACAGCUGGAAUGAUGGUGUUGGACAAGAGCGACUUUAAAGUACUCGCUAGUAUUCAAACAUUGGUCAAGAUCAAUAUUAAAUACAUUACUUAUGAACCUGAAUGGAUCUACCAAAAAGGUGGUGACUUGGUAUUAGAGUUGGUCAAGUUGCUGGAUCGUCCAAUGAUCAAACUCAUCAUGCCCGUCAAAUAUAGAUUAGGUUUGACGGUCAACCCCAUCCUUCAAGACUCUGUCGAAACGUAUGGAGCAGCCUCUUUUGGAGAGGAACAACUGGUGAGUUACAAGAACCUCAGAAAGUUUAUUUGUUCAGGCAAUCAAACUCUCUCCAACAAUCAUAAUAAUAUGAGUCAUCUCAACAACAUUACACAUCUAUGCGCAGAGUUAGCACUUAGAGAAACCAACUCAAAGGAGAAUUGGAUCAAAGUCAUCUCCUCAUUUUUUGUAUCAUUGACAACAUUGGAGAACCUAUCCAAAAAAAAUACCAAUCCAAAUGGUAGCUUGGAUUUUGAAAUUGCAUCAAGAAUAUCAAAUCCAUUAUUCAAAUAUUAUAUUGUUCGAAUUCAAGAUUUAAAAACUUUAUCAUCAUCGUCUUGGUCAUCAUCUUCUUCUAUAUAUUCCUCUUCUUCAUCUUCCAACUCUAAUGGACAUCGUAAAAUGGCUGCAACUCCUGAUAAUUUUGAUAAUUCUAAAAAAAAAUAG
Molecule: messenger RNA, 1356 nt
Organism: Cavenderia fasciculata
Lineage: Eukaryota; Evosea; Eumycetozoa; Acytosteliales; Cavenderiaceae
Exons: 2
Coding region: 1-1356 (451 amino acids)
Source: RefSeq, a predicted model, not a curated record